AUCCAGUGUAGCUAUACGUGAUAUCGCAUUUGAGCAAAAUUGUCGGCCGCGAAGAAAGACGAUCCAAAGAUUGCGGCUCAUGUCAGACAGUUAUAUGAACUACCUAUCUAGCAAGCCCGCCUACCUUAACACCUACUCCUCUGCACCGUCAACAGUCGUAGUGCGUUUACAGCAUCACAUCUGAUUCCUCUCACCUCUUCAACAUGACCGUGGCUGGUUCAAGAAAGAUGGAUGGUGCUGCUGCCCCUUAUGCACCGACUGCGAACCUAGAUACUGUGGUUUUUUCCAAAGUACUAGACCGCGACCCAGCGACCAUUGACAAGAUUAUCUCUGCCUGCGAGAAUGUUGGCUUCUUCUAUUUGGACAUUUCGGACCAGUAUUCUGCUACAAUGUUAGAGAACCUUGAGAGGUUGAACAUUGUUAUGAAGGACUGGUUCGACCAGCCAACCGCUGCGAAGCGCAAAGAACUGGCUAUCAGCAUGGCAUCUCAUGGAUACAAGCCAAUCGGUUCACAGGCUGGGACGCACGGAGGUCGAGAUGGCUGGGAAGUUCUCAAGACGGGCAGCUUUGAACUGGCCGGUCGAUGGGGCUUACCAUCAGUGGUAGAAGACAACCUCCAGACAUUCACCUCUUUCCAGAGCCAGUGUCACUACAUUACUCGAGUGCUCCUUGACCGUAUCUCGAACGCUCUGGGGCUGAAGGGAGCGCAGAGCCUCAACCACUUCCACCGAAGCGACUGCCCGUCUAAGAGUGCCCUUGCAUUCCUGCAUUAUAUCCCGAUGGAUCCAACUGGAGGUUAUGCCGGACAUAAUGUCCACACAGACUAUGGCACCCUGACACUUGUCUUUGCGCCCCAGUGGGGUUUGCAAGUCCUUUCAACUCCCGAAAUAUCCUCACCGUCCUCAGCCUCCUCCUCGACGUCUCACGAUUCAGACGAAAGUCUCGAUAGUGGCUACCACAGAGGACACAGUGAGGGCCACGCCAAUAAUGACCCCAAGAAAGAAAAGGCGGAAACACCCAUGGAGUGGCAGUAUGUCGAGCCACGUCCCGGCUGCGCGGUGGUCAAUGUGGCUGAUGUGCUACGAUUCUUGACGCGCGAUAGACUGAAGUCGGCAGUGCAUCGUGUCCUUCCGUUGCCAGAUGUGGAUCGCUAUUCUGUCACAUACUUCCUAAGACCUAGCGAUGAUGUUGAGUUUAUCGAUGGAGAAGGUCGGCUGACAAAUGUUAUGGAUUGGUACGACCGCAAGAACAACAUGUAUGAGGCUUCUUAUGGGAAUCAGGAUCGGUCUUUGCUCAUUGGCGGGUUGUAUAAGGAGGUGUAAUGUUUCUCUAGCAUGAUCGUUCCCUUUUGGAAUUCACGGCUUCUGAAAUGGGUAUGCACCAAGUAGGUACGUACUUGUGUUAAAGAGGUGCUUCUUCUUUCCAAUCUUCUAUUCGCUCUCUCCGUAGUUUCAGAUCAUCUCAUUUGACUGUGUAUUCUCAUCAAUCCAGUAACUGACGGUCGUCGUCAAGUAGAAGCUCGC
This is a messenger RNA of Colletotrichum scovillei, 1523 nucleotides long. RefSeq lists its product as uncharacterized. Lineage: Eukaryota; Fungi; Ascomycota; Sordariomycetes; Glomerellales; Glomerellaceae. The transcript is spliced from 3 exons. Gene Ontology annotation, molecular function: dioxygenase activity. The record is from RefSeq and is a predicted model, not a curated record. The coding region runs from base 204 to 1322 and encodes 372 amino acids.